CGAAGGCGGCCGCAUUAAGACAGCAUUUUAAUUAGGCUUCGCUAUUACACUGCUCUCCUCCUACUUACUCACUCACCAUUGUUUCUUUUAUUUUUCUUUUAUUAUAAAUAACUCACGCACCGUUGUUACAUAAACAAAGCUCUUCAUUCUCUCUCUAUCUUUUUUUUUAUCUCUCUCUCUCUUUCUCGUUUUAAUACACUCUGCUUAGUUUGCUUUCAAGAUUUGAGACUGAGACAGAGAAAUCGACAGAUAAUGUCGGGUGAGAAGCAAGCGGAGGAGGCAAUAGUGGUCUCAGGCGUCAGCGAGGCGGGGGAGGACGGAGCCGGUGGAAAAGUGGAAGAUUCAACUGCAGAGGAUAUAAACAGCGGCGAUGCCAGUGAUGGAUUUAGCAUGAAGAGUUUUCUCUGGCAUGGCGGGUCCGCUUGGGACGCCUGGUUCAGCUGUGCCUCCAAUCAAGUGGCACAGGUGCUGUUGACACUGCCGUAUUCGUUCUCGCAGCUGGGGAUGUUAUCAGGAAUAUUGCUACAAAUAUUCUAUGGACUAAUGGGAUCUUGGACUGCUUACCUCAUCAGUGUUCUUUACGUCGAGUAUCGAGCCCGAAUGGAAAAACAAGAGGCCAAAUCAUUCAAAAACCACGUUAUUCAGUGGUUUGAGGUGCUUGAUGGGCUGCUGGGUCCAUACUGGAAAGCAGCGGGGCUCGCAUUUAAUUGCACCUUCUUGUUAUUCGGAUCAGUCAUCCAGCUCAUCGCUUGUGCUAGCAAUAUAUAUUACAUAAACGAUAGACUGGACAAGAGGACUUGGACGUAUAUAUUUGGUGCUUGUUGUGCCACGACCGUCUUCAUACCAUCUUUCCACAAUUACCGUAUUUGGUCUUUCCUCGGUCUUGCCAUGACCACUUACACUGCUUGGUACCUCACCAUCGCCGCAUUUCUCCAUGGCCAAGCUGAGGGUGUGACACAUUCUGGUCCGACCAAACUUGUGCUGUACUUUACCGGAGCUACCAACAUCCUCUAUACAUUUGGUGGACACGCUGUGACUGUGGAAAUAAUGCAUGCGAUGUGGAAACCAAGGAAGUUUAAGAGCAUAUACCUGAUGGCGACACUGUACGUCUUCACGUUAACGCUUCCGUCAGCCUCCGCCGUCUAUUGGGCUUUCGGCGACCAGCUUCUCAACCACUCAAAUGCUUUCUCUCUCCUCCCUAAAACGCGUUUCCGUGAUGCCGCCGUCAUCCUCAUGCUCAUCCAUCAGUUUAUAACAUUUGGAUUUGCGUGUACACCGUUAUACUUCGUAUGGGAAAAAGCAAUAGGAAUGCACCACACUAAAAGCAUAUUUCUAAGAGCGAUCGUGAGGCUGCCGGUGGUGGUUCCUAUAUGGUUUCUAGCCAUCAUUUUCCCAUUUUUUGGUCCCAUAAACUCCGCGGUUGGAGCUCUACUCGUUAGCUUCACCGUCUACAUCAUCCCUGCCUUAGCCCAUAUGCUCACCUACCGCACCGCCUCUGCCCGUCGGAAUGCGGCGGAGAAGCCGCCGUUCUUUUUGCCAAGCUGGAGCGGAGUUUAUGUGAUAAACGCAUUUGUGGUGGUUUGGGUGCUAGUUCUAGGGUUCGGGUUUGGAGGAUGGGCAAGCAUGACCAACUUCAUCAGGCAAAUUGACACUUUUGGCCUCUUUGCCAAGUGCUAUCAAUGCAAGUCGCCGAUUCCUCCUCCUCCUACUCCGACCACCGGUAAUCACCACCGCCGUUAGUGAAGUAUGAAAGUGUGAUUUUCUUCAGUUUUCUUUUUCUUUUUCCUAUGUAUAAAAGAAACGUACGUAUAUCAGCGAAUUAACAAUGUUAUAUAUAUUUGAAAUUUGGUUAACAUCA
Molecule: messenger RNA, 1858 nt
Organism: Brassica rapa (field mustard)
Lineage: Eukaryota; Viridiplantae; Streptophyta; Magnoliopsida; Brassicales; Brassicaceae
Product: auxin transporter-like protein 1
Source: RefSeq, a predicted model, not a curated record